AUGGAAGAAAAUUCAAACCAGAGUGGUAGUUCAUCGUCUGUUAAUAGUUCCGCAGAGUUCAAAGCACCUCUGCUUGAAAACAUAUCCAAUAAUUGUAUCCUUCUCGAGUUAGAACAAGAUGGGUUUAAUACACCUGAUGAAAAGGCAGAAGAACUUAUUAAAAAUAUACCAAAACUAAAAUAUUUAUUCGCUCUUAAAUUACUUUUUGAAAACCCAUUUAACCAAUUUUCGGAUGAAGUUCUUCGAAAUUCUUUGGUUACAUUAGCAGAUCCAACUCCUUUUGAUUAUUAUGGAAAACAGAGUGUGGUCAGACUAGAGUUACAUAUUCGUACCUGGGUUGCUGUAUUGGAAAAGAUUUGCGUAACACCAAUGCGCUUAAGUAAAGAACUUCGAGAUAAAGUUUAUAGCUCUUUAGCAAAAUUUGCAGAAAUUCAUAAAAAAACAACUCAAGUAAUGCAAGAAGGAAUUGAUAAUAAUUUUAGAUCUGGAUUUAAUCAAUUCAAUCAACUACAGGAUAAUAAAGAAGUUGGAGGCAUUAUGAAAAAACGGAAUUAUAAUAUUGACUUCUUAUUAAUUCAUUUACGAGAUACAUUACAUAGUUUACGUGAUGAUGAGACUUGGUUUCAAGAAAUUAUACGAAGAACCAAGGAAUUACUUAAGGCUGUAUUAAAUAUUACACCAGGAGUCUUAUCAAAAGUAGCAUCUGGAGUUGAUCUUCCAAAUGAUAAUUGUUCGAUCUUAUCAAUGCUCACUCAAUUACGUAAAGGAUUAAAAUUUAAAUAUCCGGUAGCAUCUUAUUAUGUAGAUUGGAGAAUCAUGUUGAUAAUUCAACAUAAUUUAUUCAAUUGGUCUAGUAAUACUGAAAAUAUAAUUAGUAUAAAAUUUCAAGAAAUGGUAUUAAUGGAAUAUUUUUGGAGUUAUUUAGAAAAAGAACGGAGUAAUGUUGCUUUAAAUUCUAUUUUAGAUUCUCAAUCAAAAUUUGAUGAAAUAUCAAAUAAACUUGUUAAAGUUUUUAAAAAUACUGGAAAUUUCAUUAAUGAUCUUGUUGAAAAUGAACCUCUUGCUUUACCACAUACUUUAUGGUUUGGAAUAUUAGAUCUUGCACAAAACCUUAUUCACAUAUCCACUCGAAAAUCUACACAUGGUCUUUGUUAUUAUUUAGCAAUUGAAUCACUUAAUAGAGCUCCAAACAGUUUCAUUCAAUUUAAAGCAAUCGAAAUAUUAUUUCAUUUACAUAAUAUUAAUAAUCAAAUGUUUUCAAUUAUUGAAAUUGACUUUGAUCAAUACAUUCAAAAAUUAAAUGAAACAGAUUCAACAACAGAUGUCUCAGAAAAAGAAAAAUUCAAAAAUUUGUUAAUGUUUGUUAGAAAAAAGUGUGCUGAUGAUUUUAAUCCAUUAAAUUGUAAUAUUGAAAAAAGAAACAGAAGAGGAAAAGGAAAAGAAAUUUUAGAAAUGAUUGCAAAUGAAAUGACAUGCCCAAUUGAUAAUGAACCAACAGAUCAAUUAUGUGUUUUAAAAUGUCAACAUAUAUUAUCAUUUAAUAAUUUAAUAAAAUUGAAACAAAAAAAUUGCCCUAAAUGUCGAGAAAAUUUUGAAGAUAAUGAUAUUAGAUAUUUACCACUAAAUGUUAUUUACAAAUAUUUAUAUCCACAAUUUUUUGAAGCUGGACAUAUUUUAACUUCAUUUGAAAUAGAAAAUUUAACUAAUAACCAAUAUGAUAGUGAUUCAGAUAAUUCAGAAGUUGACCUUAUAUUAACUAAGAAAAAGAAAAUUCUAAAAGCAGUUAAGUUAAAUCCAAAUAUAUCAUUACAAUCAAUAUUUCAAAUUGGGAAUCCAAAAAAACAACAUCCAACAUAUCAAAAUGCUAUGAAAGAAUUAAAAGAAAAGAAUUAUAACAAUGCUGAGCAUUGGUGUAAACAAUUCCUUAAAACUUUUCCAGAAAGCUAUUCCAUAAGAUGUAUUUUAGCUUAUAUCUAUAGAUGUUGUGAUGAUUAUGAGAAAGCAUAUUUACAUUUAAAUGAAGCAAUUAAUUUGAAAGAAAAAAGACCUAUUGCUUGGUAUAUUCGUGGAAAAAUUCGAUUUAAACAAGGCAAUUAUAAUGAUGCAGAUAAAGAUUUAACAACUUCAAUAUAUUAUAAAGCUAAAAUAAAUAAUAUAUAUACGAUACUUGGAAUUAUUUAUCACGAUAUUUUUAAUUAUGAAUAUGCUUUAAAACAUUUUAAAAUUGCAUUAAAAAAUGAUCCAAAUAAUUAUUUAUGUCUUAAGUAUUGUGCUUGUAUUUAUGAAAAGCAAGGAAAGUUCUCAGAUACUUUAAAAAAGUUAAAAAAUUUACUUAGUAUAAAUGAGAAAGAUUCGUUAAUUUUAUGUUAUUAUGGAGAAAUUUUAAGUGAAAUAGAAAAGUAUGAUGAUGCUAUAACAUAUUUUACAAAGGCAUAUCUAAUAGAUCCAGAAAAUGUUCAUAAUUUAACUAAGAGAGCUAUUAUAUAUUAUAUACUUCAGAAGUAUGAUAAAGCUUUAUUGGAUUUUAAUAAUGUAAUACAAUUGGAUAAUUCAAAUAUUUUAGCAUAUUAUUGUAAAGGAUUAGUAUACUAUAUAAUGGAAGAUAAUAGUAAUUCUAUGGUAGCAUUUAAAAAAUGCAUUGAAUUGGAUCCUAAUGAUGAUUUAGAAAAAAUGUAUUUGGAAGAUUCAAGCUAUUAUCUUUCUCAAAUUUCUAAUGUUGAUUAUAAUUUAAAGUGUGCAAAAUAUAUUGAAAUAAAAGAUUAUCAUAAGGCAAAAUUAGAUUUAAAUAGAUUAUUUGAGUUGAAUGAUGAUAUAUCAUUUGUUUAUUUAUUACAAAAAUAUUCAGAUUUUUGGUCAUGCUUGUGUAAACCAUAUUUUCUUAAUGAUUUGGUUCAACUUAAAAUUACUAAUAAUUUUAAGCUUUAUAUGUAUAGGGCACAAGGGGUUUAUUUUAUGUCUAAUCUUAUGAAUUUCGGUCAUAAUUAUCAAUUUCGAGAAAGUUAUUUAGAUAGGCGCACAUUAUCUUUUGAAGACAAUCAUUUAAGCUUACUUACAUUUCCUAUUACUGGUAUUUUUUUCCUCGAAGAUGAUUUCUACUAUCAUAUAAUUUGGAAAAUAAAUAUCAAAAAAAUAAUUUCACCAGAUUGUUAUAUUAAAUUUAAAGUUAUAACAAAUCCAACUUACAUGAAUACAGAAUAUAUAUUAAAAUAUAAGGAUAUAUUAAAACUUGAGGGAUUAGGUUGGAUUUCGUAUAUGUCAUUUCGCUCUAUGAAUUUAAAAAUCUAUAAAUUAAAGCAUCUUACAAUUGAAACAAAAAAGGAUUCUAUUGACAUGCAAAUAGAAUAUUUCAGAAUUACUCCCAAUCGUCGUAAAGAACAAAUUUAUUUUCCCAAAAUAGUUCAUUUAUUACCAUUUUACAUGAAUAAUAUUCCAGAAUCUUUUAAAGACAAGUAUUUUUUUAGAAAAGAAACAGAAAAUUUGCUUGAAUUAAAAGACAUUAUUAAUAAUCUAUAA
Molecule: messenger RNA, 3513 nt
Organism: Rhizophagus irregularis DAOM 181602=DAOM 197198
Lineage: Eukaryota; Fungi; Glomeromycota; Glomeromycetes; Glomerales; Glomeraceae
Source: RefSeq, a predicted model, not a curated record